Daldinia childiae is the source of this 2340-nucleotide messenger RNA. Its product is annotated as Sulfate permease 2. Gene Ontology annotation, biological process: transmembrane transport. Lineage: Eukaryota; Fungi; Ascomycota; Sordariomycetes; Xylariales; Hypoxylaceae. Gene Ontology annotation, cellular component: membrane. The coding region runs from base 1 to 2340 and encodes 779 amino acids. The record is from RefSeq and is a predicted model, not a curated record. Gene Ontology annotation, molecular function: sulfate transmembrane transporter activity. The transcript is spliced from 5 exons.
AUGCUUGGUGUAAAAGGCAAUGCUGAUGCGCAUUUAACCCCAGAUAGCCUUAUCCAGCGUAGUAACGAAGCGAUUUACCCAUUCGAGCCAUUCAUAGAACAAAUCCCAACAACGAAAGAAUGGGUCCUAGAACAAUUCUCGAACCAAGUCAACCCUAUUUCAUACCUCCGGAGCCUUUUCCCUUUCAUUGGAUGGGUCCGACGAUAUAAUACGCGAUGGCUAAUCGCCGACCUCAUUGCUGGUUGUACACUAAGUCUCGUAAUGAUUCCACAGGGGUUGUCCAAUGCGAUACUAACGAAUCUAAGCCCUGAAUUUGGGCUUUUCACCACAUUUGCGGGUGCUUCGUUAUAUUGGGUUUUUGGAACAUCUAAGGAUAUUUGUGUUGGGGCAACGGCCGUAAUAUCUCUGCUCGUUGGCAAGACAGGAACAAGUAUUAUCGACAAAAAUCCUAACUUUACUCUGGAAGAAGUGGCCAAAACUCACGCGUUUCUCGCUGGCUGUGUUUUUCUUAUCCUUGGCCUCUUACGGUUAGGGUGGAUCGUCGAGUUGAUACCUCAUGUAGCUAUUUCGUCUUUCAUCACCGCUGCUGCAAUUAUUAUCACUCUUGGUCAGGUGCCAAAUCUCCUAGGGAUUAGGGACGUCAAUACAAAGGAUCCGGCUUAUCAAAUAUUCAUUGAGAUAUGUAAAGGGCUCAGUCGAAUGAAGCUAGAUGCAGUGGUCGGACUUACAUCCUUGUUACUAUUGAUGUCCGUAAAGUGGCUAUUCCAAUACUUGGCGGUACGGAAGCCUCAUCAGGAAAAGAUGUGGAAUACACUUGCAUCACUUCGACUGUCUUUUACUGCAUUCCUUUACAUUUUCAUCAGUUAUCUGGUUAAUAGGAAUGUCUCUCAAGAUGAGUUCAAGUUUCGCAUACUUGGACACAUCCCAACAGGUUUUGGUCACAUUGGACCCCCGACUUUUCAACUUGAAUUAGUGAAAAGUCUUCUACCUGAGCUUCCAGCUAUAGUAAUUGUUAUCAUAGUUGAACAUAUUGCUAUUGGCAAAUCCUUGGCUCAGAAGAACGACUACAGCAUAGUACCAUCACAAGAGCUAGUCGCUAUCGGCGCAAUAAAUUUAGCUGGCCCUUUCGUCGGUGCUUAUGCUUCAACGGCUUCAUUCGGCGGUAGCGCUUCGUUAUCCAGAGUCUGUGUUAAAACACCCCUGGCCGGAACUUUUAGCGCCGCUAUUCUCGUCCUUGCCUUAUAUGCGUUAGGUCAGGUCUUGUACUGGACUCCAGUUGCUACUAUGGCGGCUCUUAUAAUACAUGCCGUGAUAAAUUUACCCGUGUCUCUUGAUGAGCUGCGUAAAUUAUGGCUGAUAUCGCCCCUAGACCUUGUCAUCUACACUCUCGGACUUCUAACAUCUAUUUUUAGUACACUUGAGAACGGGAUCUACGUGACUACGGCUCUAUCUGCGUGUCUCAUUUUCAUCCGGCUUCUUCGUGGCCGGGGGCAGUUUAUUGGACGCGUUCAAGUUCACCCAUACCCAAACUCACACACGAGAAGUUCAGUUACAGUUGAUGCGCCAUUUACAUCGGCAAACAUUCCGAGAGAUGCUUUCUUCCGGCUCAAUCGAAAGGAUGCAUCUAACCCAUCCAUCUAUGUUGAAUCUCCUCGUCCAGGAGUAUUCAUAUAUCGCUUCCCCGAAGGUUUCAAUUACGUCAAUCAAUCCCAGUAUAUGGAGUUUCUUCUGGCAUAUGUAACAAAAGAAACUUGCCGAACCACUGUACUUGACUAUAAGAAUCCCGGCGACCGACCAUGGAAUGAGUGUCCCUCCUCUCGAUCUCAAGGAUUAUCAGACCAAUCUAGCUCAGAGGCCACUAAGCCAACUCUCAAAGCACUGAUAUUCGACUUUUCCACUGUGAGCAGCAUCGAUGCCGACGCAAUAAACGGAUUGAUCAUUCUUCGUAAACAACUAGAACGCUGGUCAUCUCCAGAAACCGUACAGCUGCACUUUGCAAGCGUAGAUGACCGCUGGGUGCGUAGGGCGUUGGCUGUAGCUGGGUUCGGUUAUCCAAGCAGCAGAGAGUUGGAAACCCCUAAUCCCUACAGUCCAGUCUUCACUCUCGCAAGGAAAACAACGGGAACGACUUGCCAACCACUCAGAGAAUCCGCAAUUGAACCUACAAGAAUAUCUACAACUAUUGAAAAUCUAGAAAGUGGACGGUCUGGUAUCGAAACAAUCCCAAUACGCACUGGACAACUGACAUCUACGCAUGGUAUCAACUAUCCUAACUUUCAUGCAGAUCUGAUGGCUGCAGUUCAGGCUAUUAAUGUGUUCACUACUCAAGAAGGUAUUUGA